Messenger RNA from Nannospalax galili (Upper Galilee mountains blind mole rat), 3252 nucleotides. RefSeq names its product zinc finger protein 346 (gene Znf346). The record is from RefSeq and is a predicted model, not a curated record. Gene Ontology annotation, molecular function: zinc ion binding; double-stranded RNA binding. NCBI's taxonomy places the organism in Eukaryota, Metazoa, Chordata, Mammalia, Rodentia, Spalacidae.
UGGAGCACAUGAUCCAGAAGAACCAGUGUCUCUUCACCAACACCCAGUGUAAGGUUUGUUGCGCCUUGCUGAUUUCUGAGUCUCAGAAGCUGGCACAUUACCAGAGCAAAAAACAUGCCAACAAAGUGAAGAGAUACCUAGCAAUCCAUGGGAUGGAAACAUUAAAGGGAGACAUGAAGAGACUAGAUUCAGAUCAGAAGAGCAGCAGAAGCAAAGACAAGAACCAGUGCUGCCCCAUCUGUAACAUGACCUUUUCCUCCCCUGUUGUGGCCCAGUCGCACUACCUGGGGAAGACCCACGCAAAGAACUUAAAGCUGAAGCAGCAAUCCACUAAGGUGGAAGCUCUGUUGAAACACCUUACAAAUCCUUUCCUUGUGGCCUCCACCUUAGCCUUCCACCAGAAUAAAGAGAUGAUAGACCCAGACAAGUUCUGCAGCCUCUGCCAUUCAACUUUCAACGACCCUGUCAUGGCUCAACAACAUUAUGUAGGCAAGAAACACAGGAAGCAGGAGACCAAGCUCAAACUCAUGGCACACUAUGGGCGAAUGGUGGACCCGGCUGUCUCUGACUUACCAGCUGGGAAGGGCUAUCCCUGCAAGGCGUGUAAGAUAGUGCUGAACUCCAUAGAGCAGUACCAAGCUCACGUCAGUGGCUUCAAACACAAGAACCAGUCACCAAAAACAGUGGUGUCACCCUUGAGCCAGAUGCCAGUGCAAAGGCACUCCACUCCAAAGGACUUGAGCAUGGUGGAAGGCUAGAGGUGUUUCUGCCUGGUCAGCCUGGUUGGGACAGCCAUGGGCUAGUUUCCAGUGACUGUGGUCAACCCUUGGCUCUGUCUUCCUCCUUGUAUCAGGAGAACAUGGAGGCGUAAGGCCGAAUUGGUCUUCAGACAGCCUCUGAUUGGGUCCAGACAAAGCUCUUCCUGCUGCCCCUCUUUAGUAUGGCCCUGUAGGUCAUGAUUGGGGAGACAGAGAACCCAAAGUAGUAGUUCGGAGGAUGGCCCUCCCCAGGCCCAUGGGCUGCAUGUCCUGUAUAGGCAUGCCCUGCAAUGCCUGUUUUUCCUUUGAAGAUCAGUUUGGAAAUUUACAGCUCAAGAAGACCUGUUCCUGGGCUCCAGGCAUCUCCUGGGAAACCAGAGUUUUCCUGAACUCUUUGCUAAGGCAGGAAACAGUAGAUGGAAGUGGCUGCUGCCUGAAAACUUGGAAGCGAUGUAACAUGCCCCCUCCCUCCAAAAUGUGCAAGCCUUCCUGGUACAGAUUCUGCCAAAUGUGAAGUCUCUUUGGCAUACACAUGGUCCUGGCAGAGUACUACCAUCUCUGUUGCCCGUCUCUACGGUUCCUGAAUGGUGCUAAGGAUCUGCAGCAGCUAGGGACAAGCUGCAGUUAGAGGAGGCCUCUGUGCCCAGUGGGAUCAUGGGAAGCACUAGUUGGGGAGGCGGAGCUUUCUCCAUCAGAGGUGCUCAGACCCAGGGUCAUGUGAGAAAUGCCCCAUUUGCUACCCUUCUUGAUGAUUCUGUGCCUUUAAAGGCACACUGCCUCAUGCCAGCCCCUGAGAGGUUAAUUCAUAUUAAACACUAUUCGCCCUCUGCAGUGGACCAUCCACCCGGGUUGCCUUGCCAGGGAGCCAGAGGGCCCCUGAGGAAGGAAUGGAGAGCUAGUACAGGUUUCCACAUUGAGGAAACCAUUGUUCCCCAGGCCCCAAACUUGGGUUUUUCUAACUGUUGUGAUCUGGGACUCCUCUGGGAGUGGCUUCUUUCCACAAAGCUUUGGGAGCAAGAAUUCCAGGAAAUAACACCACAACUCUUUAUUGAGUUAAAGAAACCCAGCUGCUAUGGUGGUCUCUCCCCUUAACCGCCCCCACCACCACUACCACAUCCCCUCAUCCCUUCACUUGUAAAAUGCCAUUGGGUACUGUGUGGGUAUUUGUGCUACCCUGUGUUUGGUCACUGAACCAUCCAAAUACUUUGUUCCAUAAGCCAAGUUAUAGCUUCACAGACCUGGGGUUGGAAGCCAGAUUGAUACUGGAUUUAGUAUGUCUAUCUUGACCCUUCUUCCCGCACAAUCAGAGUCCCUGGGUCCUCAGUAAUGAUCUUAAGAGUCAGGAUAGAGACAGGCACAUUGCUUGAUACCCUAGUAAAAGUCUCCUGGUUCCCCUAAACUCAGUACGAUUUCAUCCACGUCUCCCUUCCACAUGGGGCCUUCUGAGGGUCUUUGGAGGGUUUAGGCCUUGGAGUCUGCUUUACACUUGGGAUAGUUAUUCUAACUGUUGAGGACUGCAGGAGGACUAGUGAGAAAACUUUUGUCUUCAAGGCCCUCUCCUGGGUAAUCCCAUCAGGGUAGAUCCCCAUUAACCCCAUGACCAGGGGCUGUGUCUUAAGUGCUGAAUAAAUGAAUGGAUGAAUGAGAGUGUUUAAAGACAGGUGUCCUUUUCCUGCUCAGUUUUUAGAGCUGUAAGUUUGCUCCCCAGGGCUUUUCAUAGGCCUGCUGGUUCUUGAAAGAGCCUUUUUCCAUGGCUCAAAUGAUAGGGAAUGGGUAUUACAUACAGCCUUGGGAACUUGUACAAGAUGGCCAGACCAGGCAAACUUAGCUCCAGUUCCUCACAGUAAGUAUGUAGUGUUGUUCCUGCCUUUCACCAGCUGUGAGAGGCUCUACUUACCUCCCAGAUAGGUUCUCAGCUUUCAGCUUCCCAACCAUAUACCACCUCAGCGAUUUGCCAGUGUUCUGUGUUCCCACUGUCAGAACUGGUCCUGAUUACUAAACAAGGUAGUGAAGGGCAGGGUCAUGAAUGGGCUGCCCUGUCAUGAGCCCUUGUCUUGUAAGAUCCUGUUUAGAUUCAGGAGUCACAGCUGUAUGCCCAGGGCUGUUGGAGAGGGGACAGUAGAAGUAGCCUUUCCUUGUCCUCUGGGCGCUCAUACACUUAAAAGGCACUUGUAGAGAGUUAUUAGAACACAGUGGGAAUGCCCAGGAUGCAGGCACUAAACUGGGACUGUGAAGAAGCUAGAGUUGAGAAAUUAGCAUCUGAGCUAUAUAAUUUGGGGCUUUUGUUCUGUUUUGAGACAGGAUCUCAUGUUGCCCAGGCUAGCCUCAAACUUGUCAUGUAGCUGAGGCUGUCCUUGGACUUCUGCUCCUCCCCUGCCUCUACCUAAUGCUGGAAUGUGCCACCACAUCUAGCUUCGUUCAUAUUAUUGUCUAUAUGAGGUUUGUUCAUUUUUUUAGACAGGGUCUUCUGUAGCUCCAGCUGACUCUGAACUUG